GCGCAGUUUUGCUGCCGUCUUCUGGCCCCGGCCUCUGGCAGCGGUGUGAUGGCUGAGGCGCAGGAGCCGCUGUGGGGGUUGGUGGAGGAGUUCGUGUCAGGACAGCAGGAUAGCAGAGCGGCCGAGGUGGCAGCAGGUGUGAAGGAUGGGGCGUUCACGGUGUUACAGGUGGUGGAAGCUCUUGGGUCCUGUCUGGCAAGCCCUGAACCCAGGACUAGAGGGCGAGGCGUUCAGCUCCUCUCACAGGUCUUACUACAGUGUUAUGCCAACCUGAAAGAAAAAGAAGUGGAGGUCUUAGUUGUGUUUUAUGAAAACAGACUGAAGGAUCACCACGUCAUUAUACCACAUGUCCUCCAUGGACUCAAAGCGCUGAGUAUGUCUGUGGUCUUCCCCCCGGGGCGCGUGGUGUCGGUACUGAAAUCCAUAUUCCAGGAAGUCCACGUUCAGUCUUUAAUGCAACUUGACCGUCACACAGUCUAUAGGAUCAUCACCAAUUUUAUGAACAACCGGGAAGAAGAGCUAAAGAGCCUUGGAGCAGAUUUCACAUUUGGGUUUAUUCAAGUCAUGGAUGGAGAAAAGGAUCCAAGGAAUCUUCUGGUGGCCUUCCAGAUUGUACAGAACAUCAUUACGAAGAACUAUUCUCUUGGUCCAUUUGUGGAGGAAUUAUUUGAAGUGACGUCCUGUUACUUCCCCAUUGACUUCACCCCUCCAUCCAAUGAUCCACAUGGAAUUACCAGAGAAGAUCUGAUACUGGGCCUCCGAGCUGUGCUGGCGUCUACGCCUCGUUUUGCUGAGUUUCUGCUUCCGCUGCUGAUUGAGAAAAUGGAUUCUGACGUACAAAGUUCCAAAGUGGAUGCAAUGCAAACAUUGACUGCGGCAUGUGCGCUGUAUGAACAGAAAGAACUGAAAGAGUUUCUGUCUGGCCUUUGGUCUUCCAUCCGCAGAGAGGUAUUUCAGACAGCGAGUGACAAGGUUGAAGCUGAAGGCCUGGCCGCUCUCCAUGCUCUGUCCGCCUGCCUGUCCCGCUCCGUCCUAGGUCCAGACUCUGAAGAUUUAUUAAAUACUUUCUUAACCAAUAUCUUGCAAGACUGCAAGCAUCAUUUGUGUGAGCCAGAUAUGAAGCUGGUAUGGCCCAGUGCUAAACUACUACAGGCGGCCGCUGGUGCCUCCCCCCGGGCCUGUCUAAAGGUGACCUGUAAUGUCCUGCCACUGCUUCUGGAGCAGUAUAACCAGCAUGAGCAGAGCAGCCAUCGUAGGACAAUACUGGAGAUGACGCUGGGAUUCCUCAAGCUGCAGAGUAAAUGGCUUCCAGAAGAGGAAGAGAAUGGGCUGAGUCAAUUCAAAGACCCCCUGUGCAGUAUGGUGUUCUCCGCAGUCACUGAUCCCAGUCCACAGCUCCAUCAAGUAGCCGUAAAAACUCUCACCGUGUUGGGCACACACCAAGGUUUCUUAUCAUCUGGUGACAUUGAUCUGGUGGUUGACCACUUGACCCGGCUUAUCCUGGAAGAAGCAGAUGCUCAGAGCUGCCAGGCUGCGAUUGAAUCUUUAGGAUCAUUGGCCCGAGUUCACCCUGCAGCGUUUACCAGUCGUAUGGUGCCUCAGCUCUGUUCAAGGCUGCAAACAGUGCCUAUGGAGGGUGCUGAUCACCCUGCCAGCGUUGUACCCCAGCACAGUAUAUGGCAGCGCUGUCUUGAAGCCUUAGCUGCAGUGUCUACACAUUACAGUAUUGUUCAAGAGACUGUGCCAAUACUACUGGAUUAUGUGCGACAAUCACAAAAAGGAGAAAGAAGUGCAGAAGAUGUGGUCACUGUGUGCAAGAGCCUUCAUCAUGUCGCAGUGCUGUGCCAAGAAAACGCAGAGUCUCUCUGUUACUAUCACCAGAAAGUGGUGCCCUGUCUGCUGUCCCUGACCAUACAGGCUGCAAUGCAAGACAGGGGGGAUGCAGCAGAUCUUCACGUCCUCCUCCAUGACAGCCUCCUUACAGCUAUGGCGUCAUUAAUCAUUGCGUCCACCACACGCCUCAGCCCUGAGUUACAGUCUUCAAGUGUUUCCCAGGUUGUAAACCUGUUUCUGGAUGGGGAUGUCUCCAUUCUUACAGAGAAUAGCUUUACCUCCAAGUUCCUUCCUUUCCAGGUUGAUGGAUCGGCAGCCACUCAGAGCCGCCUAGUUGCGCUGCUUAUGGCUUAUGUCUGCUCAUUGCCAAGAAAUGUGGAGAUCCCACACCUAAGCCGCUUGCUGCAGGAUUUGCUGUCCCUGAGCCUCGCUGGAUGCUGUGCCUUUGCUUUCACAUCUGCUGCUAAAUGCUUUGCUGGUCUGAUAAAUAAAUGUCCUGCAGGGGAGCAGCUUGAUGAUAUUCUUCAGAGUGCGUCUCACGAACUGACGUCAGGACUGGAAGAUGAAAGCAGAAGAACUCAGGCUGUGACGCUGCUUGCUUGGGUAACCAAAGCUUUGAUACUACGGUACCAUCCCAUGAAUGGACAGCUCACUAACAAGAUGAUCGGUUUGUUGUCUGACAGAGAUCUCGGACCCCUGGCUGCUGACAUGUUCUCUCUUCUCGUCUCCGAUUCCCCUGAUAUCCUUAACAAAGCAUGUCACGCCGAUAUCCGCAUCAUGUUCCGCCAGAGAUUCUUCACGGAGAAUGUGCCCAAACUGGUGCAGGGUUUCCAUGCUGCUAAUGGAGACGACAAGCCCAAUUUCCUAAAAGCCUUGUCCCAUGUGCUGAACUGUCUGCCAAAGCAAGUUCUCGUCACAGAACUCCCAUCGUUGAUCUCCUUGCUGCUCGAGGCUUUAUCCUGCCCUGACGAUGUGGUUCAGCUUUCCACACUGACCUGUCUGGAGCCACUACUUCUAGAUGCUGCUGACAUAUUGAGUGUUCAUAUAGAUACCCUCAUCUCAAGGCUCCUCCGCCUGACGUGUAGCCCCAGCAUGGCGGUGAGGAUUACAGCUCUAAAGUGUAUGCUGGCCCUUCCAAAGCUCCCUUUGCCUAUGCUCCUGCCUUACAAGCAACAAGUGAUCCGUGCCUUAGCUAAACCGCUUGAUGAUAAGAAGAGACUAGUUAGGAAGGAGGCUGUUGAGGCCCGAUGCCAGUGGUUCCUGCUCGGGAGCCCCGGCAGCUGAGACUCCUGAAGAUGGAUAUUUGCACGGAGACAAUCUAACCAGGAUGCCACUUCUUUACUGACCUGUAGAUCGCCAAUGUCAUAAUGCCAGUGCCAUCUUGUUUAGCCACCUCUACCACGAGGGACAGCCAGAAGACUCCCCCCUCAUAUUUCUUGCAUUCCAGAUUUGCUUUGCGUUCAGUACUUCGCUCCCGGAGCUGGAUCAUGAAUUAUGUUGCACUUGAAUAACAUUAGCAAAAAUUUACAAUAGGAAGUCUCCUGGCUGGCGUAGACGGACUAGACUAUGAAAUCUAACGAGGGACAGUCUUUUAAGGCGGAAGGAUUCUAGUUGGGCUGAAGAGCGCUAUUCCUUCGGGGACAGUAUCUCAAAGUUGGCUGUAGCCUUAGAUAGUGAUGGUCACUCUGGGGUUGGGCUCGGUGUAGGCACAGCUGAUGACAUCACAACAUUUUUAGUACAACAUAACACCCCCAACUGGAUCAUACAUUAUUUUGCACAUAUGUAAUUUUGAUUUUGCAGGUUAACAGAGUAUGUUAUAGCUAUUACGUGUUCACAACAGAGGAAAAAUAUAUGUAAAGCAACAUUGACUUUUACACCUUUCCAAAAAAUCUUUUCUGGUUUGUGAAUAGAGAUCAUUUCGAAAGGUUUGCAUCAAGUUUACAUUAGGAAAUAAAGCCGCUAUGUUCAA
Bufo gargarizans (Asiatic toad) is the source of this 3802-nucleotide messenger RNA. RefSeq names its product MMS19 homolog, cytosolic iron-sulfur assembly component (gene MMS19). Gene Ontology annotation, cellular component: MMXD complex; cytosolic [4Fe-4S] assembly targeting complex. NCBI's taxonomy places the organism in Eukaryota, Metazoa, Chordata, Amphibia, Anura, Bufonidae. Gene Ontology annotation, biological process: iron-sulfur cluster assembly. The transcript has 31 exons. Bases 49 to 3117 code for a protein of 1022 amino acids. The record is from RefSeq and is a predicted model, not a curated record.